AUGAUGUUGAUCCCGAAAAUUUUCUCGAUGAUUCUGAUGCUGAUGAUCAAGAUGGAUAUCACACACUUCCUGGGAUCAUUACAUCAAAGACAUUUGUAACUCCAAAUAAAGAGGGUACUAAAGAUGUAAUUAAUGAAAAAGAGAAGUAA
Messenger RNA from Acaulospora colombiana, 149 nucleotides. Lineage: Eukaryota; Fungi; Glomeromycota; Glomeromycetes; Diversisporales; Acaulosporaceae. The record is from the annotation of a GenBank genome assembly.